Molecule: messenger RNA, 1740 nt
Organism: Cutaneotrichosporon oleaginosum
Lineage: Eukaryota; Fungi; Basidiomycota; Tremellomycetes; Trichosporonales; Trichosporonaceae
Biological process (GO): N-glycan processing
Cellular component (GO): glucosidase II complex
Molecular function (GO): protein binding
Source: RefSeq, a predicted model, not a curated record
UCUUCAACAACACCAUGAAGGGCCUCGCGCUCGCCGCCCUCCUCCCCGCCCUCGUGGCCGCAGAGCACAUCCGCGGCGUCGACCCAGCAUUCGAGGACAAGUACGCACCCUCCCUCGCCGACUUCACCUGUCUCGACGGCUCCAAAACCAUCCCCAUGUCCGCGGUCAACGACGACUACUGCGACUGUCCCGACGGCUCCGACGAGCCCGGCACCUCGGCCUGCGAAGGCAGACCCCACGCCUACUUCUACUGCCGCAACGACGGGCACAUCCCCGCCCGCAUCCUCAGCUCGCGCGUAAACGACGGUAUUUGCGACGACGCGUGCUGCGACGGCUCGGACGAGUGGGCGACCGGCGCGUGUCCUAACCGCUGCGCUGAUAUUGCUCGCGCACACAAGGAGCGCAUCGAGCGCGAGGGCAAGAUCCGGCGCACGGGCGCCAAGAUCCGUGGGACAUACGUCGCAUUCGCACAGAAAGAGAAGAAGCGGCUGCAGGACGAGAUCGCUGCCAAGCGCGUCGAGGUGCGCGAGCGCGAGCGGCAAGUGGCCGAAGCCAAGGCGGCGCUCGAGAACGCCGAAGCGCAGAGCCGCGAUGACUUGGAACGCAAGAAGUCGUCCCCUCUAUACAAGGCGCUGGAGGAGCACCGGGAGGCGGUGAAGCGGCUGCGCGACCAGCUGCGCGCGACACAGGACGAUCUCGGCACCGUACUCGGUAUCUUGGACGAGCUCGCGAAGGGGUACAACCCCAACGGGCAGGACAUGGCUGUGAAGGCUGCGGUUGUGGGAUACCGCGAGCUGAUAGGGGAUGCUGAGCCCGAAGGCGAGGAGACGCCCGAGGCCAAGCUCCACACUGUCCGGGCGCCGGACGAGCACCUCUCAGGCUUUGACGUCGAGCGCGUCGUCAACGUCGACCUGGAGAGCUUGCUCGUGGACGAGGCGGCCGACGACGACGACGACGGCCUCCUCUACCGUCUCGAAGAGUACAUCCCCGACUCGUUGUACGAGUACUACUACUCUGCGCGCGAGGCGUUCGUGGGCGCGCUCACGAGCAUGGGCGUGUUGAAGAAGGAUGUGGUCGCGCACGACGGCCCGCACGUGUCCGCCGCGCGCGAGCGGUACAAUGCCGCAGAGCGGGAGCUGAAUGCGGUGCGCAGCGCCAUCUCUGGCGCCGAAGAGACGCUCGAGCAGAUCGGGAACAGGCACUGGUUCGGCCCCGAAGGCGAGUGGAAGAAGCUCGACGGCACGUGCGUCGAUACCGUCGCGGGAGAUUACACGUACGAGCUCUGUUUCUUCGGCAAGGCGACGCAGAAGAGCAACAAAGACCACUCGAGCAACAACCUCGGCCACUUUGUCGAGUGGAACCCUGCAGCCAAGCCCGGCGAGUAUGCGUACUACACCAAGAUGGCAUAUCGGAACGGCGCCAAGUGCUGGAACGGGCCGAUGCGCUCCGUCAACGUCGAGCUCGAGUGCGGCAAGGAGAACGCGCUGCUCGCCAUCACAGAGCCCGAGAAGUGCGAGUACAACUUCAAGGUCACGAGUCCCGCGCUGUGCUGGCCGCUUGAGGAUGCUGGUAAGCCUGUAGUCAAGGAGGAUGUGGUCAGCGAGGCUGCCAAGGACGAGCUGUAGACCUGUAGAGCAUGUUAUAGGAAAUGCAGUUACGACGGCAAGCGGUUGACUAACGCGAUCAUGGAUGCCGACCAUCCCACACCCACACCCAUACCCCCUACCCCCACCCCCCCAC